AGAUUUUUUUUUGUUAUGUACCUGCAAAGUUGCUUUUAGAUCCGUUUCAAUUUUUUUAAAAUCAUCUUGUCUUGAUUGGUCAUAAAGGAGCCAUUUCUUUGUAAUAUAACGUUAAACAAAAACAAAAAAAAGAUGAAAUUCCUAUUGGUUUUCGCUAUCUUGGCCAUCACGGUUUUUGCUCAAGAUGAUUAUGGCGAAAAGAAAUUCGCCAAACAAUUGCUCGAAGAUUGUGAACAUCUUAAUCAAAUAGCUCUUGGAUUAAUAGAGGAAUAUGAACGUCACGAGAAAGGUCAUUUAUUGGAAACGGUCAAACAUGAAGCCGGAAUGGUGAAACCAUUGAUUGAUGAAUUGAAAGACGACAGUGAAAAAACGGAUUCGUUAAAACACCUAGCUCGAUUGCAUGUGAUUGAAGAACGAACGUUGUAUCUGGAGAAUCGAAUCGAUGAAGAAAUAGAAAUCGUACAGGAAAUAACCUUUGACUAUAAAAAUCGACAAAUGACUGUUAAACAAGUUGCCGAAAGAACUAAAAUUUUGAUCAGAGAAGUCAGUGAAGCAUUGGAAGAGAAUCAAGUGACACGUCGCAACCGAGAACCAGUUCAAUUCGAAUUGGAAUUGCUGAAUAAAAUGAUUAGGAGAUUAGAAUAUGAAGAUCCAACUACGAUCGCUGUCACCGAUGAAGAACGUUUGGCACGUAUUGAAAAAAGCUUGUACCAAUUGAUCAAACAUUUGAAACCAUUACCUACCCCCACAACACCUGUUCCAACUACAACGGUACCACCAACUACGGAACCACCAACAACAAAACCACCCACAACAGAACCACCAACUACGGUACCACCAACAACAGAACCACCAACAACAGAACCACCAACUACGGUACCACCAACUACAGAACCACCAACAACAGAACCACCAACUACGGUACCACCAACUACGGAACCACCAACAACAGAACCACCAACUACGGUACCACCAACUACGGAACCACCAACAACAAACCAGAACCACCAACUACGUGAGCAUGCUCAGAAUACAAGACAAUUUCGUCAUUGA
Molecule: messenger RNA, 1053 nt
Organism: Dermatophagoides farinae (American house dust mite)
Lineage: Eukaryota; Metazoa; Arthropoda; Arachnida; Sarcoptiformes; Pyroglyphidae
Source: RefSeq, a predicted model, not a curated record